Messenger RNA from Beta vulgaris subsp. vulgaris (sugar beet), 1582 nucleotides. Its product is annotated as transcription factor RAX3. The transcript has 4 exons. The record is from RefSeq and is a predicted model, not a curated record. Bases 343 to 1458 code for a protein of 371 amino acids. NCBI's taxonomy places the organism in Eukaryota, Viridiplantae, Streptophyta, Magnoliopsida, Caryophyllales, Amaranthaceae.
AAAUCCUGUCUUACAUACUGGGAUGAUUGAUCUAUCUUAAUUUAAUACACUAAAAAAAACAUCCUACUUUUAUACAGCAAAACCCUUAUUCUAUUCUAUUUCUUUUAUUAUCACACAUGACUUUUCUGAACCCUGUGGUUAUCUUCUUCCUUCUACCAUUAUUCUCCUGCUGUCUUCCUCUCCCUUUCCCUUUCUCCCCACUUUUUCUAAAUCAUUAACAAAGAAAAAUAACCAGCAACAAGUUAAUUAAACAUCUCCAACUCAUUGCAAAUAAUAAGCAAAAACACCCAACAACUCACAAUUAAGCUAACCCAAAUUAAUUAGGGAAGAAGCAGGAAAACAAUGGGAAGAGCUCCUUGUUGUGACAAAGAUAACGUUAAGAGAGGUCCAUGGGCUCCUGAAGAGGAUGCUAAGCUCAAAUCCUACAUCGAAAAACACGGUACAGCCGGAAAUUGGAUUGCGUUGCCUCAAAAAAUUGGGCUUAAGAGAUGUGGAAAGAGUUGCCGCCUUCGAUGGCUUAACUAUCUCCGGCCUAACAUCAAGCAUGGUAAAUUCUCUGAAGAAGAAGAUAAAGUUAUCAUAAGCCUUUAUGUGAGCAUUGGAAGCAGGUGGUCCAUAAUUGCAGCUCAAUUACCAGGAAGAACAGAUAAUGAUAUAAAAAACUACUGGAACACAAGGUUAAAGAAGAAGCUCUUUGGUAAGCAAAGAAGAGAUCAUCAACAACAAGCUCGGAAAAAAAGCAAUCUAUUGAUAAAGCAAGAGGAGAAUAAUUUGGUGGAACCAAUAUCAUUUUCCUCAAGUUUCAACACUACCCAAGUUUCAUAUUGGCCACAACUUACUACUACUAGUAUGCCUGGUGCAAUUUCAACACCGAAUUACUCGAAUUUUUCGUCUGAGCUUUGCCAUGGCCUCAAUGAUCACAAUUCAAUUAGAAAGUUGUUAAUGAAGGUUGGAGGGAAUUAUGAUAAUUUUACUAAUCCUCCAUUCAUACCUCAUUAUAACAAUACUACUUAUCCAAGCAAUAUUAUCAUCAAACAAAAUAAUAACCACUCUAACCUAAACUCGGAUACCAUGAUUAGUAGUGAAAUGACAAACUCUAGCCUCUAUAAUCUUGGAGGUUCUUCAGGUGUAGAGAUAGGAAUGGUAGAAGGGCAAAGAAGUACUUUCCCACCGGAACUCGAAGAGUUGAUGAGUAGCAAUCCACAAAAGGGAGUGGAUGGAGUAGAGUUAUUCUAUGGUGAUUAUGGAAAUAAGUUUGUAAACAAUGAUGGAUCAACAUCUGAUAAUACAACUUGUGGAGAGAGCUCAAGUUGGGAUGAAAUGACUUCUUUGGUUUCUCUUCAUAAUUUGGAAUCUGAUUGUAAUGUUUUAAUUCAAGGAAUUGGAGAAGAAGAUCAAUUUGAAGAAAACUUGAGGAAAGAGGUAGAGGUUGCCAAGGUGGUGUUGGGCAUUAUCUAAGAUGGAUUCUGAUAAAUUCUUGUGAUAUUAAUUAUAUCUAUCAUGUUGUUUGUCUAGCUUUCUGAAUAUAUUGUUAAUUACAUUCUAUUAUAUCAUAAUAUAUGAAUUCUUGAUUGAACAAGUU